CGCCCGCCUAGUCUCACACAACAACUCUUCCCUCCAAGAAGAGGCAAGCCUGCACCACUCCAGCUCCAACCCGGGACAUCAUCGCCUGCACCCGACGGCAGCCGCCCCGGCCGACAGCCCCAGCCGCCACUGCCCGGCGCGUCCAGACACCCACCUCCGCCCAGAGCCCGCGUCCCGGCUCCGGCCCCCGCUGCCUCUGAGCCCCGCCGCCCGGCGUCCGUCCUCCCGCCGCGCCCCGACCAUGAUCUCCUCGGUGGGCCCGGUCCGCCUUGCCUUCGCGCUCCUCCUCGCCCUCUGCAGCAGGACGGCCGCCGGCCAGGACUGCAGCGCGCAGUGCCAGUGCGCCCCGGAGCCCGCGCCGCGCUGCCCGGCCGGCGUGAGCCUGGUGCUGGACGGCUGCGGCUGCUGCCGCGUCUGCGCCAAGCAGCUGGGCGAGCUGUGCACCGAGCGCGACCCCUGCGACCCGCACAAGGGCCUCUUCUGUGACUUCGGCUCCCCGGCCAACCGCAAGAUCGGAGUAUGCACCGCCAAAGAUGGUGCUCCCUGUGUAUUCGGUGGGGCCGUGUACCGCAGCGGAGAGUCCUUCCAGAGCAGCUGCAAAUACCAGUGCACUUGCCUGGACGGAGCAGUGGGCUGUGUGCCCCUGUGCAGCAAUGACGUCCGCCUGCCCAGUCCCGACUGUCCCUUCCCGAGAAGGGUCAAGCUGCCGGGAAAAUGCUGUGAGGAAUGGGUGUGUGACGAGCCCAAGGACCGCACCAUGGUUGGCCCUGCCUUGGCUGCCUACAGACUGGAAGACACAUUUGGCCCAGACCCAACCAUGAUGCGAGCCAACUGCCUGGUCCAGACCACAGAGUGGAGCGCUUGUUCCAAGACCUGUGGGAUGGGCAUCUCUACCCGGGUUACCAACGAUAAUGCCUUCUGCAGACUGGAGAAGCAGAGUCGGCUCUGCAUGGUCAGGCCUUGUGAGGCUGACCUGGAAGAGAACAUUAAGAAGGGCAAAAAGUGCAUCCGAACCCCUAAAAUCUCCAAACCUGUCAAAUUUGAGCUCUCUGGCUGCACCAGUGUGAAGUCCUACCGGGCUAAGUUCUGCGGAGUAUGCACAGAUGGUCGGUGCUGCACCCCCCACAGAACCACCACCCUGCCAGUGGAGUUCAAGUGUCCUGAUGGCGAGAUCAUGAAGAGGAACAUGAUGUUCAUCAAGACCUGUGCCUGCCAUUACAACUGUCCCGGGGACAACGACAUCUUUGAGUCACUGUACUAUAAGAAGAUGUAUGGUGACAUGGCAUAAAGCCAAGGAGUGAGGGUCCUGGACUCAUUAGACCAUAACUUGAACUGAUUUGCAUCUCAUUUUUCUGUAAAAAAUGAUUUCAGUAGCACAAGUUAAUUUAAAUCUGUGUUUCUAACUGCUAGGAGAGAAAGAUUCCCACCAAAUUGAAAACAUUGUGCCAUGUCAUACUAAUAGUCUGUCAAUCCCAGACACUGGUUUGAAGACAGUAUGGACUUGACAGUCGAACUACAUUAGCGCACAGCACCAGAAUGUAUUCUAAGGUUUGGCUUCCGGAAUAGCCGAGACACCAGUAGAAACGGCAGUACUAUCAGAUGUCACCUUAACAUAGUAAUGUGCCUGCUAUUUGGAGCAUAAUGAAGGAAGAAAGUUAUACGAUGCUUGAAAUCCUACCUGCAGCUCUGGCCAUAGCUAGCAUGUGUGUUCUCCACCAGAUGAGGCUGAAUCGAGUUGUUCUUUAAAUCAGAACAGCAUAUUCAGCUCUGACAUUCUGAUUCGAAUGACAGUAGUCAGGAAGCAGAAUCCUGUCUAUUAGACUGGACAGCUUGUGGCAGUCUAAAUUUGCCUGUAACAAGCCAGAUUUUUUAUUGAUACUGUAAAUACUGUAGAUAUAUAUAUUUGUACAGUUACCUAAGUUAAUUUAAAGUUAUUUGUGCCUUUUUUGUUUUUGUUUUAAAUGCUUUGGUAUUUCAAACUGAUAGCCUCAAAUUCUGAACACCAUAGGAAAGACAAGGCUUGUCAAUUCAAAAUGAAGUGGAUACUAAAAUGGGAAUUGCCAUCAGAGUGACGGUCCAUCAGAAUAGAUGGUAUGCCAGCAGUGAGGCAACAGUGUCAUGGAGUCUGAUUUCUAGUAGGAAAUGUGGUUACCUCACUGUGAAUGAACAAAUGGCCUUUAUUAAAACAUGACUGGCUCAGUAGAGCUUGUGAGAAUUCCACCUGGAAGUGUUUGUUUCUACUUUGACUAUGACUGUUUUUUGGGCAGUUUAUUUGUUGAGAGUGUGACCAAAAGUUACAUGCUUGCACCUUUUCAGUUGAAAAUAAAGUAUAUAUUUUUUGUA
This is a messenger RNA of Nannospalax galili (Upper Galilee mountains blind mole rat), 2343 nucleotides long. It is a transcript of the gene Ccn2, whose product is annotated as cellular communication network factor 2. Gene Ontology annotation, cellular component: extracellular matrix; extracellular region. Gene Ontology annotation, biological process: cell adhesion; signal transduction. The record is from RefSeq and is a predicted model, not a curated record. The coding region runs from base 242 to 1288 and encodes 348 amino acids. NCBI's taxonomy places the organism in Eukaryota, Metazoa, Chordata, Mammalia, Rodentia, Spalacidae. Gene Ontology annotation, molecular function: integrin binding; heparin binding. The transcript has 5 exons.